AUGGUUCUCCUCGACGGCUUGCCGGCGCUCUGCGUCCAUUUAGCUUUUGACAAUUUUGCCCAGACACUUGGUGUCACACUAGCAUUGGUAGUUGCCUACCGAUGCUUUGUGCUUCAGCGAGAUGAUCUUCCUGAGUUAAAUCCUCGAAAGCCAUAUGAAUUAACCGACCGCCGCCGCGUGCACGAAUUUGUUCAGAACAGCAAGCAGCUGCUCGCCAAAGGCAGAGAGCUAUAUGCACAUAAACCAUAUAAGCUUAUGUCUGAAUGGGGCUCGGUGGUCGUGCUACCACCCGAACAGAUUGAUGAAUUGAAGAGCGAUCCGAGGAUGGACUUUGAAACUCCGACGACGGAAGAUUCCCAUGGAUACAUAAAGGGCUUUGAUGCCUUCGAUGCCGAUCCCAGCAUGACCCAAGUCGUCACAAAGUAUUUGACCAAGGCUUUGAACAAGCUUACCGGUCCCAUCUCACAUGAGGCUGCUAUUGCUACUAGAGAAGUGCUCGGAACUCAUCCAGACUGGCGUGAACUUCACCCCGCAAAAGAUUUGCUUCAACUUGUUGCUCGCAUGUCUACAAGGGUCUUUCUCGGUGAGGAGAUGUGUCGGAACCACGAAUGGAUUGAGGCGUCGUCCCAGUAUGCUGCUCUCGCAUUCAGCGUUGGAGACAAGCUAAGAAUCUACCCCCGGACCGUCCGGCCUCUGGUACACUGGUUCAUGCCAUCUUGUUGGGAGCUGAGACGCUCGCUGCGACGAUGCCGGGAAUCCUUAAAGCCAUACAUCAAGAAACGAAAAUCUCUUGCGGGAGCAGUGGACGAACAGGGCAAGCCGUUAAAGUUUGACGACUCCAUCGAAUGGUUCGAGCGAGAACUGGGCCCCAACCAUGAUGCAGCCCUGAAGCAGGUAACACUCUCUGUAGUCGCUAUUCACACCACGACCGAUCUGCUCCUCCAGACUAUGACCGAUUUGGCACAGAAUCCGGAGGUGUUACACGCAAUCCGUGAGGAGGUGAUACAUGUGCUUGGAUCUGAAGGGCUUAGCAAGAUCUCGCUGCAUGGCUUGAAGUUGAUGGAUAGCGCACUGAAAGAAAGCCAACGCCUCAGACCUACACUUCUCGGCUCAUUCCGUCGGCAAGCUACCAGCGAUAUCAAACUAAAGAAUGGAUUCGUCCUGAGGAAAGGAACCAGAGUUGUCGUUGAUAACACUCACAUGUGGCAUCCAGAUUACUACACUGACCCUCUCCGGUAUGAUGGCUUCCGUUUUUUCAACAAGCGUAACACGCCAGGGGAGGACAAGAACACACUGUUGGUUAGCACAAGCGCCAAUCACCUCGGUUUCGGCCAUGGUGUUCAUGCUUGCCCUGGACGCUUCUUUGCCUCCAACGAGAUCAAGAUCGCGCUUUGCCAUAUCAUACUCAAGUAUGAGUGGCGUCUUCCAGACGGGUUCAAGCCGCAGCCACUCAAUUUGGGAAUGACUUAUCUAUCGGAUCCCACCAUCAGGAUGAGCGUUAGGCCUCGCAAGCCUGAGAUUGAUAUUGAAAGACUGACGAGCCAAACAGCGUAG
This is a messenger RNA of Clonostachys byssicola, 1554 nucleotides long. The record is from the annotation of a GenBank genome assembly. NCBI's taxonomy places the organism in Eukaryota, Fungi, Ascomycota, Sordariomycetes, Hypocreales, Bionectriaceae.